UAUUGUUAUAUUCCCAAGCUCAUAUUGCAGCGCAUGUUUUGUUUUCUCUGAGUUGCAGCUGCCGCACGUUUGAUGUAGGGUUAGCUCAUGCAGCUAACACUAGCCAAGCGCUUACAGCAUCGCGUUCAUUUGGUAUCCUGUGAAAUAUUAUGAACCUUUUAUGUCUCCAGUUUGUACGUUCAAAUGUACGAUAAUAGAAUAACAAGGAACGAUGAUUCUAAGCUUUCAAAUCCUAAUGCAGUGGUUACUAAGUUGUGACCGUAAGAUAACGUGCCAAGUUAAGGCAAUGGAUCAGAACAACAGCAUACCAGCCUUUCAGGGCCUGGCCUCCCCUCAGGGUGCCAUGACGCCGGGUAUGCCGAUGUUCAGUCCCAUGAUGCCAUACGGUUCUGGCCUGACACCUCAGCCUGUGCAGAACACAAACAGUUUAUCUAUACUGGAAGAACAGCAGAGACAGCAACAGGCGGCGCAACAAGCACAGCAGUGUAAUGCAGGUCUUCCUGGAACAUCGGGGCAGACUCCUCAGCUCUUCCAUUCCCAGGGAGUCACAGGUUCAACCACCACAGCGCUGCCAGGGAACACUCCGAUGUACAACACCCCACUGACCCCCAUGACCCCCAUCACACCAGCCACGCCAGCCUCAGAGAGCUCGGGAAUAGUGCCACAGUUACAAAACAUUGUGUCGACAGUGAAUCUUGGCUGUAAACUGGACUUGAAGACCAUCGCACUAAGAGCCAGGAAUGCUGAGUAUAACCCAAAGCGUUUUGCUGCAGUUAUCAUGAGAAUACGAGAACCCAGAACCACAGCUCUUAUUUUCAGCUCUGGGAAAAUGGUCUGCACAGGGGCAAAGAGCGAGGAGCAGUCGAGGUUAGCGGCCAGGAAAUACGCUCGUGUCGUGCAAAAGCUGGGUUUUCCUGCAAAGUUUUUGGACUUCAAGAUUCAGAAUAUGGUGGGCAGCUGUGACGUGAAGUUCCCCAUUCGUCUGGAGGGUUUAGUACUCACACAUCAACAGUUUAGCAGUUAUGAACCGGAGCUGUUUCCAGGAUUGAUUUAUAGAAUGAUCAAACCCAGAAUUGUCUUGCUCAUCUUUGUUUCCGGGAAGGUCGUACUAACAGGUGCAAAGGUGAGAGGUGAAAUCUAUGAAGCGUUUGAAAACAUCUACCCUAUCCUAAAAGGUUUCCGCAAGACCACGUAGAAUUAGCUUCCCCCCCCCCCCCAACUGUGACUUUUUUUGUGUUUAAUUAGUUUUUUUUAAUGUUUCCCUACAUCUUACAUUGCCCUCUACAGGUUAACUGCUAGAAGGGCAGUAAAUGUUUUUUUUUUUAAUCCCUGAUCAACAUGGCUUAUUUUAAUUUUUUUGUUCAUACUCUUGUACAUAAAUUUAAAAGGAAAAGCCAUGCAACAGUCAUGACUUUUUUUAAAUUGUGUUCAAUUUUAAAUAGUUUUAUACAUUUGUAUCAAUGUCUGCUUGUUUUUUUUUUCCGCUCUUUUUUUUUUUUACUGCAAUUUAGACUAAACAAUUCAACUGGCAAUUGUGUUUCAAUUAAGUUUUCAGUUUGGUAUAGUCAUUGAUACCCAGUUUUGGAGGCUCCAUUUCACAAGUUACAAUUUAAUGGAAGACUUCCGGACGGCUUCGAAGCAAUUCUGGACCACCAUCCGCCGCCUCAGGAAGGGGAAGCAGUGCAGUGUCAACACCGUGUAUGGUGGGGAUGGUGCUCUGCUAACCUCGACUGCGGAUGUUGUGGAUCGGUGGAGGGAAUACUUCGAAGACCUCCUCAAUCCUACCAGCACGUCUUCCUAUGAGGAAGCAGGGCCUGGGGAAUCUGUGGUGGGCUCUCCUAUUUCUGGGGCUGAGGUUGCCGAGGUUGUUAAAAAGCUCCUCGGUGGCAAGGCCCCGGGGGUGGAUGAGAUCCGCCCGGAGUUCCUUAAGGCUCUGGAUGUUGUGGGGCUGUCUUGGUUGACAAGACUCUGCAACAUCGCGUGGACAUCGGGGGCGGUACCUCUGGAUUGGCAGACCGGGGUGGUGGUUCCUCUCUUUAAGAAGGGGAACCGGAGGGUGUGUUCCAACUAUCGUGGGAUCACACUCCUCAGCCUUCCCGGUAAGGUCUAUUCAGGUGUACUGGAGAGGAGGCUACGCCGGAUAGUCGAACCUCGGAUUCAGGAGGAACAGUGGUUUUCGUCCUGGUCGUGGAACUGUGGACCAGCUCUAUACUCUCGGCAGGGUCAUUGAGGGUGCAUGGGAGUUUGCCCAACCAGUCCACAUGUGCUUUGUGGACUUGGAGAAGGCAUUCGACCGUGUACCCCGGGAAGUCCUGUGGGGAGUGCUCAGAGAGUAUGGGGUAACGGACUGUCUUAUUGUGGCAGUUUGCUCCCUGUAUAAUCAGUGCCAGAGCUUGGUCCGCAUUGCCGGCAGUAAGUCGGACACGUUUCCAGUGAGGGUUGGACUCCGCCAAGGCUGCCCUUUGUCACCGAUUCUGUUCAUAACCUUUAUGGACAGAAUUUCUAGACGCAGUCAGGGCGUUGAGGGGAUCUGGUUUGGUGGCUGCAGGAUUAGGUCUCUGCUAUUUGCAGAUGAUGUGGUCCUGAUGGCUUCCUCUGGUCAAGUUCUUCAGCUCUCGCUGGAUCGGUUCGCAGCCGAGUGUGAAGCGACUGGGAUGGGAAUCAGCACCUCCAAGUCCGAGUCCAUGGUUCUCUCCCGGAAAAGGGUGAAGUGCCAUCUCCGGGUUGGGGAGGAGAUCUUGCCCCAAGUGGAGGAGUUCAAGUACCUCGGAGUCUUGUUCACGAGUGGGGGAAGAGUGGAUCGUGAGAUCGACAGGCGGAUCGGUGCGGCAUCUUCAGUAAUGCGGACGCUGUAUCGAUCCGUUGUGGUGAAGAAGGAGCUGAGCCGGAAGGCAAAGCUCUCGAUUUACCGGUCGAUCUACGUUCCCAUCCUCACCUAUGGUCAUGAGCUUUGGAUCAUGACCGAAAGGACAAGAUCACGGGUACAAGCGGCCGAAAUGAGUUUCCUCCGCCGAGUGGCGGGGCUCUCCCUUAGAGAUAGGGUGAGAAGCUCUGUCAUUCGGGGGGAGCUCAAAGUAAAGCCGCUGCUCCUCCACAUCGAGAGGAGCCAGAUGAGGUGGUUCGGGCAUCUGGUCAGGAUGCCACCCGAACGCCUCCCUAGGAAGGUGUUUCGGGCACGUCCGACCGGUAGGAGGCCACGGGGAGGACCCAGGACACGCUGGGAAGACUAUCUCUCCCGGCUGGCCUGGGAACGCCUCGGGAUCCCCCGGGAGGAGCUGGACGAAGUGGCUGGGGAGAGGGAAGUCUGGGCUUCCCUGCUUAAGCUGCUGCCCCCGCGACCCGACCUCGGAUAAGCGGAAGAAGAUGGAUGGAUGGACAAUUUAAUGGUUAAACUUUUGUUUGAAUGUAAAGGUGAUGAUGCACAGGACCUCUUCUUUCACCCUCACCUAUUUGUUUUUGUCCAUUUUAUGAAGCGUUAAGUCACCGCCAUCUGCAAAUAACACAUUUUUAUACAUUGAAUUGCGUACUUGCACUUGGCCUGAUAAUGUUCUCUAAACUCUUAAGCACGUACAGUACAUUGUUUUUAAAUGCCACAAUUUUUUCAAAAGCAGUUGAAUGUUUUCAUAUCCAAAAUGCUAUUGUCAAUGGUUACCACUGUGCAUCAAUAAAUCUGUACAUACCAA
Messenger RNA from Nerophis lumbriciformis (worm pipefish), 3683 nucleotides. It is a transcript of the gene tbp, whose product is annotated as TATA box binding protein. Gene Ontology annotation, biological process: DNA-templated transcription initiation. Gene Ontology annotation, molecular function: DNA binding. NCBI's taxonomy places the organism in Eukaryota, Metazoa, Chordata, Actinopteri, Syngnathiformes, Syngnathidae. The record is from RefSeq and is a predicted model, not a curated record.